ACCUUCACCAUCAUGUUCACUAAGACCGUCCUCGCUCUCGCCCUUGUGGCCGUAACUUUAGCUGCUCCUUCACAGCCUUCCAACGGAUAUGCUCCUCCUGCAACCUACGACGCUCCUGCCAAGUACGACUUCAACUAUGCCGUUAAGGAUGACUACUCCGGAAACGACUUCGGUCACCAGGAAGCUCGCGACGGUUACGAUACUCAGGGUUCUUACUACGUUCUCCUUCCCGACGGUCGUCUGCAGAAGGUCGCCUUCACUGUCAACGGCGACUCUGGCUACGUGGCUGAGGUCAGCUACGAGGGUGAAGCUCAGUACCCCGAGUACAAGCCCGCCCCAGCAUACAAGCCCACCCCCGCUUACAAGCCCACCCCCGCUUACAAGCCCGCCCCUGUUUACAACUCUGCUCCUGCUUAUUAUCACACUCGAUCUACCUUCACCAUCAUGUUCACUAAGACCGCCCUCGCUCUCGCCCUUGUGGCCGUAACUUUGGCUGCUCCUUCACAGCCUUCCUACGGUUAUGCUCCUCCUGCAACCUACGACGGUCCAGCCAAGUACGACUUCAACUAUGCAGUGAAGGACGACUACUCCGGAAACGACUUCGGUCACCAGGAAGCUCGCGACGGUUACGAUACUCAGGGUUCUUACUACGUUCUCCUUCCCGACGGUCGUCUGCAGAAGGUCGCCUACACUGUCAACGGCGACUCUGGCUACGUUGCUGAGGUGAGCUACGAGGGUGAAGCUCAGUACCCCGAGUACAAGCCUGCUCCUGCCUACAAGCCCGCCCCUGCUUACAAGCCCGCCCCUGCUUACAAGCCCGCCCCUGCUUACAAGCCCACCCCUGCUUACAAGCCCGCCCCUGCUUACAAUCCUGCUCCUACCUAUGCUAUAUAUAAACUGCUGCUAUCUGUAACUAGAGGCUUAGUUUCCAACAUUCAAGGAUUCGUGGUUGCACCCAUACGUGAUCAGAUCCUUAAGCUUAAAUGCAUAGAUAAGGCAACUGAAAUUACCCUAUUCCUCUUCAUCAUGUUCACUAGGGCCGUCAUCGCUCUCGCCCUUGUAGCCGUCACUCUGGCUGCUCCUUCACAGCCUUCCUAUGGAUAUGCUCCUCCGGCAACCUAUGAUGCUCCCGCUAAGUACGACUUCAACUAUGCCGUGAAGGACGACUACUCCGGCAACGACUUUGGUCACCAAGAGGCCCGUGACGGAUACGACACCCAGGGAUCUUACUACGUCCUCCUUCCCGACGGUCGUCUGCAGAAGGUCGCCUACACUGUCAAUGGCGACUCUGGUUACGUGGCUGAGGUCAGCUACGAGGGUGAAGCCCAGUACCCCGAGUACAAGCCUGCUCCUGCCUACAAGCCUGCUCCUGCCUACAACCCCGCCCCCGCUUACGAGCCAGCCCCUGCCUACAAGCCUGAACCUACAUACGCCUAAAUUAAACCAAUAUUUACAAGGAAUAUUUAUUAA
Molecule: messenger RNA, 1470 nt
Organism: Penaeus monodon (black tiger shrimp)
Lineage: Eukaryota; Metazoa; Arthropoda; Malacostraca; Decapoda; Penaeidae
Product: adhesive plaque matrix protein-like
Exons: 11
Coding region: 13-1437 (474 amino acids)
Cellular component (GO): extracellular matrix
Source: RefSeq, a predicted model, not a curated record